This is a messenger RNA of Acanthamoeba castellanii str. Neff, 267 nucleotides long. RefSeq lists its product as uncharacterized. The transcript is spliced from 2 exons. The record is from RefSeq and is a predicted model, not a curated record. Lineage: Eukaryota; Discosea; Longamoebia; Acanthamoebidae. Gene Ontology annotation, biological process: mRNA cis splicing, via spliceosome. The coding region runs from base 1 to 267 and encodes 88 amino acids. Gene Ontology annotation, cellular component: precatalytic spliceosome. Gene Ontology annotation, molecular function: nucleic acid binding.
AUGGUGGGUCCUGGUGACCUUGAUGACUACCUGAAGGCGGAAGUCGAAACGGAAGCUGCCAAGUAUGGCCAUGUAGAGCGCGUGGUCAUUCAUCAAUGCAGGGAGGAGGCCGGAGAGGCGGUGGUGGUCAAGGCGCAAGUGGCACAGACGUCAUUCCAUGGUCGCUGGUUCGCCGGGCGGAUGAUCAAGGCGGCGUUCUACGAUGAGCAGCUGUUCCUCGCAGGCGACUACACCAGCACCUGCCUGUCGGCCACCUCCAUGGAUUAA